Caretta caretta (loggerhead turtle) is the source of this 2413-nucleotide messenger RNA. RefSeq names its product ubiquitin conjugating enzyme E2 D1 (gene UBE2D1). Lineage: Eukaryota; Metazoa; Chordata; Testudines; Cheloniidae. The record is from RefSeq and is a predicted model, not a curated record.
AAAGCGGAAACAAAAGAGCCAGCGAGUGAGAGCGGAGAGGAUCCGGUCCCGGUCCCUCACGUCCUGAGCCCGGCCUCCGUCCGGAGCGACCGCACGCGCCCAGCUGGGGAGUAGCCGCCCGCCGCCGCCUCCCAGACCCCCGAGCCGGAGCGCGUCCCAGCCCGCAGUAUCGCCCCCCAUGGCGCUGAAGCGGAUACAGAAAGAAUUAAGUGAUCUGCAACGUGACCCACCUGCCCACUGUUCUGCAGGGCCUGUUGGAGAUGACUUGUUCCACUGGCAAGCAACUAUUAUGGGACCUCCUGAUAGUGCAUAUCAAGGGGGAGUGUUUUUUCUCACAGUACAUUUUCCAACAGACUAUCCUUUCAAACCACCAAAGAUUGCUUUCACAACAAAAAUAUACCAUCCAAACAUAAACAGUAAUGGGAGUAUUUGCCUUGAUAUCCUGAGGUCACAGUGGUCACCAGCUUUGACUGUAUCAAAAGUUUUAUUGUCCAUAUGCUCCUUACUUUGUGAUCCUAAUCCUGAUGACCCUUUAGUACCAGAUAUUGCACAAAUCUACAAGUCAGACAAGGAAAAGAACUUUUUGGUACACCUGCAGAUGGGCCGUAGUUCCUCCUCACUGGGCACAGUUUUCUGAAGGUAACUGAAGAUUGUUUUCAAUUUGAAAACUGUUCUAUUUGUCAAGUUGUGUUGGGGUCUUUGCUUAUGUUAGAUGGAGGUUAUGGUCGUCUUAAAGGAUAUUCCUCUGCUGAAACAGUCUUCCUUGUCCAUGCAGUGGAUAUUUUUGCAGACUGCUAAGAUGUUUUUUCUUGCCAGUUAUGAUGUUUGGUGUAAUCAAAUUGUCUGACCCAUUUUGCAAGCACUGCCCCAAUAUUUGAACUUGUUUGUAUAUCUACCUUAUAAUACAAACCCUAUUGUUCUCAAGAUGAAGAAAUCAGGGCUCAGCCUUUGCCUGUUCAUUUACUCAAUAUUUCUUCUUCCUGUUGUUGAUUGGGGGGCGGGGGAGUGGUGUUGAAAAGUCUCCACAUUUCUUAAGGUGGUGUGGAAAUUCCCAUACAGUUUCUUGGAGAAUCUCUUGGUUUAUGGAGACUCCCUCUUUAAAGUGAGGACUAAGAAUCCAAUCGGUAUGGAAUGGUUUGAGAGAGGAAAAUUUGCCUGUAACUCUGCUUCAUUGAAGUUAUCCUUUGGUUGGCUUUCUAUUAAACUUAUCUCCUCUCAGACUUGGUCUGUGAAAGUUAUGGCUGACUAAACUCUGGUUAUGCUAUACACCGACUUUUACCAAUAUUAACUUAAAGUCCAAGGAGUUAUGUUCCAUUAGCAUGUGUUUUGCAGAUUAUGGAGACUACUGCAGUUAGUGCACUAAUUACAUAUAUUGGCAUCUUAAAGGGAUUAGGUUUUGCAAAAGUUCUUGCUUCAACCUUUUAUUUGAAGAAGGAACUAACAGGUGGGGGCACAAGAGGCUACAGAGCCUACAGUCAGGUGUUUAAUAUACCCAAGUGCUGCUACCAAGGCAUGGAGAGAGUUGGCAGUCCCCAAACUCCUAGAUUUGGGAGUUCUGGCCAGUCUCAUGAAGAAAGGAAAAGGCCCAAGGAUAGAAAUCCAGUCAAAUGAUACUUUCGGAGAAGCAUGAUUACUUCCCUUUUGAGUGUCAAAGUUCAGAUGUUGUUGGCAGACAAUGGUAGUUGUGACACUAAUUGACAACUAUAAGGAGAAUUACAAAAAAAACCUUCCUAGGUUUUGACCUAGUUCAAUAAGACCUUUUAUACCUAAAUAAUAUUUUGGAAAUAACUUUCUAAUAAUGACAUUAAUAAUUUGACCUUGUUCAGUCUAAUGAUAUGUAAUUAGCUUUAAUGCAAUUCUUACCUUUCUUCUAGGAAAAGUCUUUAAAAACUUGUUUAAAUUAACUUACUGUAAAGUGAAUUUCUACAGCCAAAAUAGAGUUGACAUUGAGAAACAGAUGGUGAAAUAAAAUAAUCUUGUGCUUCAGUAUAUGGUGUGCAUUGUUUUAAUGACCUACUACUUGCCUGUAUUAAUUAGCUAAUGUGUUUCUAAUAGUCAUAAGUAUGCUAGAGUUGUUGAUUUUGGCACUGUUUAGUGCACUGUAGAACUAUUAGCAAAAGACUGAUUACAUAUGCACAAACUGUAGAUUUCUUACAUUUUAAUGCAAUCAUCGAAGACUGCUGUGGUUAGACUUUAUUUUUUUAGGUAGCUCCAAAACUGAGCAUGUGUAUCUAUAUGCUAUGAAUUACGUAUUUUGUUUCUUGAGGAAAGAGAGUUACUAUGUAAAACAUUCUUUAUAUUUCACAAGUUUAUAAUCAAUCCCAAAAGGUAGAGAGCCAGUAACGCAUCAUUUGAGUACUUACGUAGAUGCUGUGGAUCAUAUAUAUACCUAUCUUCAUUGAAAUGCCUUCUU